AUGGAAAAUGAAGUUGUAAUAGAGCAGGUUUCAAGAAAGGUUGAUUUUGAUUGCAGUAUAUGCAUGUGCGAGGUGGAAAUUCCUGUGGUAACCAGAUGCGGGCAUCUGUUCUGCUGGGGGUGCAUAAGCGGAUGGGGAAAUAAAUCCAGCAUAUGUCCAGUUUGCAAGACACUUUGCAGCCUAUCCACAGUGAUACCAAUAUACUCAAAGGGAAAACAGCACAGUAAGGGAUUCUUCCCAAAGCCGCAGGAUGUGCAAAGCACAUGGAAGAAGAGUUCAAAUUUAGUUAAUUUUGGGUACUCGGAAGAACUAAGAAUCUUUCACUUGCAGGGCAUGGAGUACAGAAGAAGUAUCUAUGGAAAACAUUGCCUUCUCACGAAGAUUCUUUAUAUGAUCUUCCUUCUAUUUUUUAUUAUGGUGUUUUUUCUUCUAGAAUAA
Messenger RNA from Nematocida ausubeli, 438 nucleotides. RefSeq lists its product as uncharacterized. The coding region runs from base 1 to 438 and encodes 145 amino acids. The transcript has a single exon. Lineage: Eukaryota; Fungi; Microsporidia. Gene Ontology annotation, cellular component: endoplasmic reticulum. The record is from RefSeq and is a predicted model, not a curated record. Gene Ontology annotation, molecular function: ubiquitin protein ligase activity; ubiquitin-like protein conjugating enzyme binding. Gene Ontology annotation, biological process: ubiquitin-dependent protein catabolic process.